AUGGCCUCUACUCAGAUCAUCAUCAUCACCAUCCUCGCACUCAUCACUCCAAUUUUUGCCACAGAAUUCAUUGUCGGAGACAAUGAUGGUUGGAAGAUUAACUUCGAUUACGAAGCUUGGGCCAUGGGGAAAAUGUUUAUGGUGGGAGACACACUAGGACCAUCGGCCAACGAGGCUCUGACCACCGGAAAUGAUGUCAUCACUCUUAAGACUCCAGGAAACAAAUGGUACAUUUGUGGUGUCGGGCAGCACUGUGCGAUGGGGAAUCAGAAGCUUGCCAUAACUGUGCAUGAAUCAGUGGCUCCAGCACCUAUGCCUGCUGGUCCCGCUCCAAUUUUUGCCACGGAAUUCAUUGUUGGAGACAAUGAUGGUUGGAAGAUUAACUUCGAUUAUGAAGCUUGGGCCAAGGGAAAAAUGUUUAUGGUCGGAGACACACUAGUUUUCAAGUACACGGAGGGAUCCCACAAUGUGUUCAAGGUGAACGGAACUGGAUUUGACCAAUGCAUUAAACCACCGGCCAAUGAGGCUCUGACCACCGGAAAUGAUGUCAUCACUCUUAAGACUCCCGGAAACAAAUGGUACAUUUGUGGUGUCGGGCAGCACUGUGCGAUGGGGAACCAGAAGCUUGCCAUAACUGUUCAUGAAUCAAUGGCUCCAGCACCUAUGCCUGCUGGUCCAAUCUCUGCUGCAGCCACACAAGGAAUGGCUGCAUCUAGAUAUUAUGGGGGGAUGGUGGCUGCAGCUUUUGGCAUUCUUUUGAUUGUCAUGGUUUAA
Cornus florida is the source of this 774-nucleotide messenger RNA. Its product is annotated as blue copper protein-like. Gene Ontology annotation, molecular function: electron transfer activity. The coding region runs from base 1 to 774 and encodes 257 amino acids. Gene Ontology annotation, cellular component: plasma membrane. Lineage: Eukaryota; Viridiplantae; Streptophyta; Magnoliopsida; Cornales; Cornaceae. The transcript has 4 exons. The record is from RefSeq and is a predicted model, not a curated record.